Molecule: messenger RNA, 1608 nt
Organism: Sinocyclocheilus grahami
Lineage: Eukaryota; Metazoa; Chordata; Actinopteri; Cypriniformes; Cyprinidae
Product: protein FAM189A1-like
Exons: 8
Coding region: 511-1608 (365 amino acids)
Cellular component (GO): membrane
Source: RefSeq, a predicted model, not a curated record
UCGAGCGAACAUUAUUACACUCACUGGAGUCGGAAGUUGCAACGCGUCGUGGAACCUCAAACCGCGUUAUACGCGCCACAGACGUGAAGCGCGUUCCUCUGAAUACGAGCUUUAUUAUUUAGACGUUCUGUGUUCAGAGCCGUGAGAGAUUUCAUUAACGGACUGUCACGGCUGUGAACGGAUGGAUCACCUAUCCCGUGCGUUUCCAAGAAGCGGGCGACCAUACAGCGCGCGUUUACGCAGAGCUUACCUCAUUGUCUUACUGACAUGAUUUUGGAUAACGCUAGCUGAAACACCUGCUUGAAAACCGCGCACUAUUCAGAAGAGUGAGCGCAGGAGAUGGUGAGGCUCCUCGUGUAACGGGAGGAUGGUCUGCGCGUCAUGCCAACACGCUAUGAAUUCGUCUUUACGUCGUGUGUGUCGGAGCGACUGAACCCAGGUGUCCUGUAAACCCGAAGCCCGCUGAUUUAACUUAAGUUUUGGUUUCAUUUAAACUGUUUAGUCGUGACCAUGCCCGUCAGUGCCAUGCCGAGGGGUCGGUCUCUGAGCCCGGUAUCUCUGUCCCGCAGCCUCUCGCGGCUGAGGGAGUUUCGAACCCGGACUCGCAUCAUGCUUUCUCUGGGAGUCUCACAGAUGGUGCUCGGCAGUCUCAUUUUGGCUGUCAGUUUCGCCGCUUUGGCCCUCACGACAUCUCCGAGGGUGAGACAUUCGUGUCCCUUUUGGGCUGGAUUCUCGGUGCUUUUGUCUGGACUGAUCGGAGUGGUGUCAUGGAAAAGACCACUUUCUUUGGUGAUAACUUUCUUCAUGCUGUUGUCUGCUGUGUGUGUGAUGCUGAACCUCGCAGGAGCCAUCCUUUCCUGUCAGAAUGCCCAGUUGGUCAACUCUCUGGAGGACUGUCAGCUGAUUAAAUUUGACAGUGACGGUGUGUGUGUCUGCUGUGAGCUCGAGCACAUGAGAUCCACCUGUAAUAAUCUGGGAGAUACGCUUAAACUCAACCCGCUGAGGGACUGCAACACCAUACGUCUCCGUCUGAAGGAGCUGCUUUUCAGUGUGUGUGCACUGAAUGUUAUCUCCACCAUUGUGUGUGCUCUGGCCACGGCUGUGUGCUGUAUGCAAAUGGUUUCUACUGAUUUACUACAGAUGUUCAUGCCACACAGGGCACGUGCCUUGAGCGCGGACUGUAUGACCCCUCAUGGUACCAUCUUACACCAGACGCUGGAUUUCGACGAGUUCAUCCCACCCAUCCCCCCUCCUCCCUACUACCCCCCAGAGUACACCUGCACACCUGUGAUGGAGGGCCAGAGAGGGUUGCAUCUGGACUUUCCACAUUCUCCCUUCAGUGCUAUUUAUGGGGUGCCUAUAAACAGCCCCGGGGCUCUAUAUCCAUCUGAGUUGCCACCACCCUAUGAAUCUGUCGUGGGACAGACACCUGCCAGCCAGAUCACCACCAGUCUUGAGCAACAGGUGACAGAGUCCAGUCUGUGUGAAAGGAACACCACAGCUGGCCUUAGCACUCAGGGUGAGGAUGCUGCAAGCAUAUUUAUUAACAAACACAAAGUCAGAAGUCUUCGCUUUCUUUGGUGUAUAUAUGUGGGCUGUUUAGUGUGA